AUGUCGAGCUUGAGCAAAGAAACUUCGUGGACGCUCUUCAGAAUUUUGAAGAAACAAUGGACGGGAAUUGCCAAAAACAAUAGCGCCCUAAGUAAUUACGAUGCCAAGACCUCGAAAACCUUCAUGGGACCUAUUCGAAAAGCUUUUCGGAAACUUGGUGGGAAAAAUGAAUUGGCAAAGGGAUAUCUGGCUUUGGCCCCUCAAGAAUCCCAUUACUUGUCGAUCGUUUGCGGAGGUAUAAAAUUGAUUCUUUCGGCUGCUGCUCGCAUGGCUGAACUUCAGGAGAGUGUCAGAAAGACUAUGGAAGAUGUGCCCGAGAUUGUCAAGUACUUCCAACGAAUACUGGCUGUUUAUCGGAAUUCCAAAUCACUAAAAGACCUUUGCAUGUCACUCUACGUUUCCAUUCUGCAAGUCUUGUCUCAUAUACUUGAUUUCAUGAAGAAAAAGACGUACAAAAAGGUCUUUGGAGUUCUAUUAUCGCAGGGAGAGUACGAGAAAGAGUUGAUAAGGAGAAUCUCAGCAAUGAACCUUCUAUAUCAAACAGUCAAAGAGGAAGCGGUGCUCAUUUCUCAAGAAAUAGAGAGGAAAACGGCUGAGGAUGUGGAUGAGAUAUCUCAGAUUGCCAAAGAAAACUACCGGGGGAUUAGGGUUGUUGAGCAGUUGCAAAAGGCGGACCUCGCUCAAAAUUUUGAAUCAGCUGAGAAUGUGCGGCAAAUACUACACUUAGUUAAAUGUUUUGCCUCGAGCCCAGAACUUCAAGAAGCGGUCAAAUAUUUGCCUAUGAAACACAAGAAUGACAACCUUAGGCAGCCUUUGCAAAACGUUGUCCCAUCUCAAAAGGAUAUUCGGCGGACUCUUACACUAUUGCUACAUUACAACACUAUGCAGCUAGACACGUAUUUGCCAGAUCUACUUGGUCUUUCAGUCACGCUCAAAGGGGCCGACCAAGACCGGGCGGUGUGGGUCAUGAAAUCUGACGUAUUCAUGGGCUGGCUCUCCUCACCAUUAUCCAUGCCCCUGUUAGUUAACGGGAAGUCCAGAGCUCCAAGAAACAACAGAUCGCCCCUUACUUUUGUGGCAGCAAAGCUAGUAGAGUCUCUUGAGCGUUUGAGAAUGUCAAACCAACGAACCUGGACGUCUGGAAUGAAACUCAUCGGCUUGAGCUUCUUCUGCGGAGAGCACGAAGAUGAAACCGAAAGUGAAAACAACAACCCGCUAGGUCUUGUCAGUAAUUUGUUCGUUCAGCUGAUGAAACAGUGUAAGCAUGUUGACCUUACACCUCUGAGCAAUAUGGAAGAGUCUGAAGGUUAUGAUGGACUGGCAGUUUUGCAUAGAUUCAAAAUGCUGUUAUCUCUUUUACCAAAAGAGACGGUGGUGUUCUGCAUUAUUGAUGCGCUGUCGACGUAUGGGAACGAUGAUAGGCAGGAAAUGGCAGAUAUAAUAAUGAAAGAUCUCGUCGGUCUCACAAGAGUAAGCAAGAAAGAACCUGCACCCAGAUGUCAAUUUAAGCUACUAUUACUGGAACCAAUGGGCUAUGGUCUCCCAGGAGUUAGUAAGCUUUGGGAGGAUGAGAUUUUGGAAGUACCGGUAAGACUAGGGAAGGGAAAUGGAUUUCAUGACAUGGACUGGGAAUUAGACAGUAUAGGGUGA
Molecule: messenger RNA, 1650 nt
Organism: Glarea lozoyensis ATCC 20868
Lineage: Eukaryota; Fungi; Ascomycota; Leotiomycetes; Helotiales; Helotiaceae
Exons: 4
Coding region: 1-1650 (549 amino acids)
Source: RefSeq, a predicted model, not a curated record